AUGGCGGCUACACCUGGAUAUCGUUUCUGCGCUGUUUCUCUUGCGAUCAUUCUCGGUAUCUCCUUCUUCUUCUCCGGUAUUGCCACGGCGCAGUUAUCUGUCUCCUUCUACGCCAAGACUUGUCCGUCCGUCUUCGAAACGGUGCGUGCUGGUGUGAGGUCGGCUCUCAAUGCGGAAACACGUAUGGGAGCAUCCAUUCUGCGUCUCUUCUUCCAUGAUUGCUUUGUCAAUGGAUGCGAUGGAGGUAUCCUUCUUGAUGUUGACAACGGAGAGAAGGAGGCUGUCCCUAACCUCACCCUCAGGGGAUUCGAAGUCAUCGACAGUAUCAAGUCGCAGGUCGACGGUAGUUGCGGCGGCGGCGCCGUUGUUUCCUGCUCUGACAUCCUCGCCAUUGCUGCUCGCGACUCCGUCGUAGAGAUGGGAGGACCGACUUAUGAGGUGCCCUUGGGAAGGAGAGAUGCCAGGACUUCCAACAAAGACGAUGCCAGCCAGUUGCCGUCACCAUUCAAAGACCUGGACGACCUCGCCAAGAAGUUUCAGAACAAGGGGUUCAGCAUGAGGGAGAUGGUCGCCCUUUCCGGUGCUCACACCGUCGGCUUCGCUCGCUGCAGCAUCUUCCGCGAACGCAUCUAUAACGAGACCGACAUCGACCCCGACUUUGCUGCCACGCUCCAAAACGUCUGUCCGAGGACCGACGACGACGGCGACGGCGGCGACGUCUUGGCGCCGUUGGACCAUCUGAGCCCCAUGCGGUUCGGCAACAACUACUUCCAGGCGCUGCUGAACAGGAGGGGCCUGCUUCAUUCGGACCAAGUCCUCUUCAAUGGCGGCUCUGCAGACGAAAUUGUCAGGACAUACGCCAAUGACGGCAAAGCUUUCAGUGUGGACUUCGCCAACGCCAUGGUGAAGUUGGGAAACUUGAUCCCUCCCACCGACGAUGGGGAGGUGAGAGUGAGCUGCCGGAGGGUCAACUGAUCAG
This is a messenger RNA of Nymphaea colorata (pocket water lily), 979 nucleotides long. Its product is annotated as peroxidase 4-like. The transcript has 3 exons. Bases 1 to 975 code for a protein of 324 amino acids. Gene Ontology annotation, biological process: hydrogen peroxide catabolic process; response to oxidative stress. The record is from RefSeq and is a predicted model, not a curated record. NCBI's taxonomy places the organism in Eukaryota, Viridiplantae, Streptophyta, Magnoliopsida, Nymphaeales, Nymphaeaceae. Gene Ontology annotation, molecular function: peroxidase activity; heme binding.